Messenger RNA from Glarea lozoyensis ATCC 20868, 1200 nucleotides. RefSeq names its product P-loop containing nucleoside triphosphate hydrolase. The coding region runs from base 1 to 1200 and encodes 399 amino acids. Gene Ontology annotation, cellular component: catalytic step 2 spliceosome; nucleolus. Lineage: Eukaryota; Fungi; Ascomycota; Leotiomycetes; Helotiales; Helotiaceae. Gene Ontology annotation, molecular function: RNA helicase activity; mRNA binding; ATP binding. The record is from RefSeq and is a predicted model, not a curated record. The transcript has 3 exons.
AUGGCAGACGGAAUCGAUCGCAAAGCUGAUGAGCGCAUGGAGUUCUCGACAUCGAAAGAUGUCACUGUCAUUCCAACCUUUGAUGAUAUGCACCUGAAGGAAACUCUUCUUCGAGGAGUCUACGCAUACGGAUAUGAGUCCCCUUCAGCUGUUCAAUCGCGUGCUAUUGUACAAAUCUGCAAAGGUCGCGAUACUAUUGCCCAGGCGCAAUCCGGUACUGGUAAAACGGCUACCUUUUCCAUCAGUAUGCUUCAAGUCAUCGACACCGCCGUUCGCGAAACCCAAGCGCUCGUGUUGUCACCCACUCGAGAACUCGCGACACAAAUUCAAUCGGUGGUUAUGGGACUGGGAGAUUACAUGAAUGUUCAAUGUCAUGCAUGCAUUGGUGGAACAAACGUUGGGGAGGAUAUUCGCAAGCUGGAGUAUGGACAGCAUAUCGUCUCUGGUACCCCUGGACGAGUUGCGGAUAUGAUUCGGCGUCGUAAUCUUCGAACUCGGCAUAUCAAGAUGUUGGUACUCGAUGAAGCGGAUGAACUGUUGAACCGCGGAUUCAGAGAGCAGAUUUACGAUGUUUACCGAUACCUUCCUCCAGCCACUCAGGUCGUGGUUGUUUCUGCUACUCUCCCUUACGAUGUUCUGGAUAUGACAACCAAGUUUAUGACGGACCCCGUCAGGAUCCUGGUCAAGCGUGAUGAAUUGACGCUGGAAGGAUUAAAGCAAUAUUUCAUUGCAGUCGAGAAGGAGGAAUGGAAGUUUGACACCGUCUGCGAUCUCUACGAUACUCUCACCAUCACUCAAGCUGUCAUCUUUUGCAAUACUCGCCGGAAGGUCGACUGGUUGACCGAUAAAAUGCGAGAAGCCAAUUUCACAGUAUCAUCAAUGCACGGAGAGAUGCCACAGAAGGAAAGAGAUAGCAUCAUGCAAGAUUUCCGUCAAGGCAACUCCAGGGUUCUGAUAUCCACAGACGUUUGGGCUCGUGGUAUUGAUGUCCAGCAAGUUUCUUUGGUUAUCAACUAUGAUCUCCCUAGCAAUCGUGAGAACUACAUCCACCGCAUCGGUAGAUCUGGUAGAUUUGGACGAAAAGGUGUUGCGAUCAAUUUUGUCACGAGCGAGGAUGUGAGGAUCUUGCGAGAUAUUGAGUUGUACUACUCUACUCAAAUCGAAGAAAUGCCAAUGAACGUUGCAGAUCUACUGGCAUAA